Molecule: messenger RNA, 4140 nt
Organism: Drosophila novamexicana
Lineage: Eukaryota; Metazoa; Arthropoda; Insecta; Diptera; Drosophilidae
Gene: E2f1
Product: transcription factor E2f1
Exons: 6
Coding region: 1336-3783 (815 amino acids)
Biological process (GO): regulation of transcription by RNA polymerase II
Cellular component (GO): RNA polymerase II transcription regulator complex
Molecular function (GO): DNA-binding transcription factor activity, RNA polymerase II-specific; protein dimerization activity; RNA polymerase II cis-regulatory region sequence-specific DNA binding
Source: RefSeq, a predicted model, not a curated record
AGCAAAUUCGCCGCUUUUAGUUUUUCGUAUACGCUCCGCACUGCUGGUCGUGUCUGUUUGUUGUUGCUGUCGUCGCCGUCGUCGCGUCGUGUCGCUGCUGUUGCUGCUGUCCACAGAGAAAACGAAAAGCUACACAAAAGUAAGCGACAACGCGAAUCGUAUCACGUAAACGCCCGCGUGGAGAAAUAAACGAGAGAUGUCCACGAAUAUGUGCCCGAAUGCAGAAUUAUUCAGCAAUUCAUUAAAAUAUUGAUAAGUGACGUCACCAAGGCUGUACGGACUGGCCUUGUGUAGCUGCAACAUUGAGCAACAACAACAAUAACGAGGGAUCAUUAGCAGCACGCCGUCUCUGCCGUCGGACCAACACGCUUAACGUCACGUCGCCACUUACGUUUUCUCUGCGAACUCGCUCUCUCUCUCACUCUCGCUCUCUCGGCGAGAUACUCUCUUUCGCUGUAGGUUUGCCGGCGACUCCACUUACUACUACGACGAAAAGACACUCAGGCCAGGCAGCACUCACUUUGCGUUUACGUCGUGGCCCAUGAAGUUCGUUUAGUUCGCCGCACAAAAUGUGAAAACUGAUGAAAAGAAAGAAGAAAACUGCACACAUUGAGACACACAGCUAACUAAACAACAACAAAUUUUGAGACAGACACAGUACGCGCAUCAACAACAAUUAUGUGAUAUCUACAACAAAUAUAAUUUUUUCUUAACUGCUGACGUCACACGUCGAAAAGAAGAAUACAAAUUUUGCGCAAAAGAAACAUGAAAACGUAGUGAAAAAAUGUACAUGAAAAACGCAAAAAUAUGAAACGUGUGUGAUAUUAAAUGAGCGCGACGGCGGCAGCAGCAACAACAACAACAAAACAUCAGCAGCAGCGACGUUGGCAGCAGCAGCGGCGACGACGACGCAGGCGACGGCAGCAGCAGCGUUUGCAGGCAUUUGCUUUGCUGGUGGGUUGUGCGUCGUGAUAUAAAGGCGAAGAAAUUCCAAUUUAGAUGUGAAGAAUCCCUAGGUGCUAAUUUAGUUGAUAAGCGCAAACAAAAAGUACAAUAAACAACAACACCAGCAACAGCAACAGCAACAAAAUAACUGAAGCAACAAGCACACAUCAGGCAAAUUUUCAACUGGGUGGCAACGUCUUAAGCAGCAACCGCCGCGCUUAAAAGUAUGCUACAGCAAAAUACGUGCGAUUGCCGCGCUGCCAGGCCAACAACGUAGCAAACACAACAAAUUAUAAAAAUAAAAGACAGCGACUAAGUUGCGCGAGAGCAAAAAGAGCGAGGGGGAGAGAGAGAAUUUUUGUAAGAAGGGAGAGCGCGCGCGACUGCGAAAUGUCGAAUUUUUUGAUAACCAGCGCCGCGCCCAACAGCAACACACAGCGUCAGCAGCAGCAGCUUUAUGGAGUUGGCGGCACACAGGUGGUACGCAAACUCAGCUAUGAGCUGCUGGGCAACAACAAUAACAACAAUAAUAUUGUGAUCAAAAAUGAAAAUCUGCGGGACAUUGAUUACGAGCACGGCAGCAACGACAACAGCAACAGCAACAGCGGCGUCAGCAUCGGCGUUGGCGUCGCAGCCCACCUGCAAGAUCACGAAUACAUAAGUCUGAAUAAGUCUGGCAACACAACAACACCAACAACCGUUAUAGCAGAAGCAACAAGCACACAUCAUCAGCAGCAGCAGCAGCAGCGGAAUGGAGGAGGAGCUGCUGGCAAAACGAAUGAUAUCACACACUACUACAGGGUCAAGCGCCGGCCGAACGCAGCCACCCACGAGAUCCACCCGAAGAAACAGGCCAAGCAGAGCGCACAGCAUCAAACGGUCACCUACAACAACAGCAAGCAGCAGGCGGCGGCGCAGCAGCAGCUGCGAUACCAGCAGUCGCAGUCGCAGCAGCAGUACGACGUCGAGCACGACGAAGAUGACGAUGUGGAGACGAGCAAACCGGCCGGCAACGGUACUUUGCAUUCACAUACACAGUUUGCGCGGACAGCGUCGCAGCAGCAGACGACGCCGCAGCAGCAGACUGCGCUGGUAACAUCUUCUUCGACGUCCUCAGCUGGGGGCGGCGGUGGCGGCGACCGCAAUCGGGCGGACACUUCGCUGGGCAUACUGACCAAAAAGUUUGUGGAUCUGCUGCAGGAGUCGCCGGACGGUGUGGUCGAUCUGAACGAUGCGUCCACACGGCUGUCCGUGCAGAAGCGUCGCAUCUACGACAUUACGAACGUGCUGGAGGGCAUUGGCAUCCUGGAGAAGAAGUCCAAGAACAAUAUACAAUGGCGCGGCGGUCAAUCACUGGUCAGCAGCGAACGCUCCCGACACAUCGAGGCAGAGUGCGAGCGGCUGGAGCAGCGCGAGAACGAGCUCAACACGCUCAUCGACCAGAUGCGCGGCGAACUGGCCGAGAUAUCGCAGGAGGUGGAGAAUAUUGGCGGCAUGGCCUACGUGACGCAAAACGAUCUGCUCAACGUGGAUCUGUUCAAAGAUCAGAUUGUUAUUGUGAUCAAGGCGCCGCCAGAGGCCAAACUUGUGCUGCCCAACACAAAGCUACCGCGCGAAAUAUACGUGAAGGCGGAGAACAGUGGGGAGAUAAAUGUAUUUCUGUGCCAAGAUAAUUCGCCGGAAAGUUCGCCAAUUGCGCCUGCGUUGUGUGGCAACGGCAUACGCACGGCGACGUCGACGCGACUGCAUCACCUGACCAAUCAGCGCAUCGAUCCCCUAUUCAAUAACAUUGAUGCCAUGAGCACCAAGGGCCUAGGCCAUCCACCAUAUCGCUUAUCAGCUCAGCGCAACCUCAGCAAGUCGAUUGAGGAGGCGGCCAAGCAAUCCCAGCCUGAAUAUAAUAACAUUUGUGAUAUUGGCGGCGUCAAAUAUGAACUGACCUCGCCACAGCAGCAGCUGCAACAGUCGACGACGCAGGCGGGCAAUGAUGAUGAUGAUGAUGACGACGAUGACGACGUCGACGAUGAGCUGAAUCAGCUGGUGCCUACGCUAACCAGUCCCGUGGUCCGCAGCUAUCACCAUCACCAGCGGCAUGGCAUCGAUAUUCAGCACAUUUUAAACAGCCUAACACAAUCCUCGCCCACGAAGGCGGAGGGCGGACUUCGCUCUACGACGCCGCGGCUCUGGCGACGUGCGGCGAAUCCCGCCGCCAACAUCGCGGGCAACACAACUACGCUUAAUAGUCAUAACAGCAGCAGUAGCAGCAACAACAACAAUUCCCAGCCCCACAACAGCAACAACAGCAGCAGCAGCACAGUUAAUUACAGCAAUCAGCAGCAGCAGCGACGCAGCGAUGUACCAAUGUAUAACUGUGCAAUGGACGACGCGACUGCGUCCUAUGCUGUUAGCAAUAACAGUAACAAUAACAGCAGCCACAACUCCUCUGCCAUAGGCUCGCUGCACAUGCAGUUUGCGGCAGUAGCCGGCAAUGAAAGCGACAGCGGCCUUGGCGUCGGCUUGGCGGCGACAUAUAGCGACAUCUCUGGCGCUGGCGCCAAUGUUGAUCAGCAACAGCAAUACAACAACACCAACAACAACAAGAAUAAUUAUCGCAGCCUGCCGCCAGGCGUUGGCGACUGCGACGCUGACAGUGACGGCAGCAAUGUUGCUCUCCAAGGCCUCGAUGCAUUGUUUGGCGACAUUGGCACAGACUACUUCAAUAACGAAGCCUUUGUGUCCAUCGAUCCGCCGGAUGACAAUGAUUAUCCCUACGCACUGAACGCCAACGAGGGUAUCGAUCGGCUGUUCGACUUUAGCUCCGAUGCCUACGGGCCCUAAGCCACACACACACACACACAACACACAUACAACUGCGAAUUGGGGGUUUGGGGAUUGGGAGGGGGUGUUUAUAAUUAUAAAUUAUAUACAAGAAAAGCAGCGCAUAUUAUGUUAGAGAUGAUCUAUUAUUAUUAUUAUUAUUAUUAUCAUUAUUAUUAAUAUUAUUACAAAUUAUCAAGUAAAGCAAAACAGUUUCAAGAGAACAUCAGCAAAAACAACAAAGCAAAACAACAACAACAAACAAUGUAAAAAACUAAAUGGAACUAAGUUGUGUGUAAAAUUUUAAGCAUAAAAACCUAUAUUUAAAUUUAUAAUCCAAACACGUAUUUUAAGAAACAAAAAAAAAACAAAAAAAAA